GCACUUGCGCAUCGCGACAGGAGCGUGUUGCCGAACUGUCAAAAUAUAACUAGAAACUAAACUUCCUUAUUGGAAUUUCACAGUAAAAUAAGCGAAAAUGUCGUUCAAAGUGGCAAUAAGAAGUUUUAAAACAUUAAGCUACGUGGGGAGCUAUAAAAAGAUGAGAGAUCGGCCGCUAAGAUUCUACUGUGCUACAAUAUUGGGGGCAGGCUAUGUAGCAUACAAUGAAUUCAAAAAGAAUAAGGCCGAGAUGAAAGAGAUAAUGCAGCUCAAGAACUACAUGGCAGAUCCUAUUACACCAGUGAGCCAGCUUCAGAAGAACCAGGAUGAUAUGAAGACGCAGAUGGAACUGCUCAUCAUGAGGAUACAAGCUGAAUUCUGUAGAGCUUUGGAGAAAGAGGAAGAUGAGGAAGCGAAAUUCAAAGUGGACCGCUGGACGCGUAAAGAGGGGGGCGGUGGCAUCACCUGUGUACUGCAAGAUGGACGGGUGUUCGAGAAGGCGGGUGUCAAUAUAUCUGUAGUGUCGGGGAAGCUACCACCCCCCGCCGUGCAGCAAAUGAAGAGCAGAGGUAAAAACUUCGAGAGCAAAGAGUUGCCGUUCUUCGCGGCGGGCGUCAGUGCCGUCAUACACCCGCGCAACCCCAUGGUGCCCACCAUACACUUCAACUACCGCUACUUCGAAGUUAAGGACAAAAAUGAGGUGCACUGGUGGUUCGGAGGUGGAACUGACCUCACGCCCUACUACCUGAACGAAGAGGACGCCUACCACUUCCACCUGACACUUAAACACGCCUGUGAUGCCCACGAUCCUACCUACUACGAGAGAUUCAAGAAAUGGUGCGAUGACUACUUCACGAUCACCCACCGAGGGGAGAGACGGGGUGUGGGGGGGAUAUUCUUUGAUGACAUCGACACCCCGGACCAACAGAGUGCCUUUAACUUUGUGACAUCUUGCGCUGAGGCGGUUAUACCGAGCUACAUACCUAUUGUAAAAAAACACAAGGACGACGGCUACGGGUACCACGAGAGACAGUGGCAACUACUCCGGCGAGGCAGAUACGUUGAGUUCAACCUGAUCUAUGACCGAGGAACUAAAUUCGGCCUACACACCCCGGAGGCCAGAUAUGAGUCCAUACUAAUGUCCUUGCCGUUAAAUGCUAAAUGGGAAUACAUGCACGAGCCCAAGGCGAACUCGCCCGAAGAAAAACUUAUGAAAGUACUUAAAGAACCGCGGGACUGGCUGAAUAUUGAAAAAACUAAAAAAUCCGCUGCGUAGAAUUCUUACAAACAUAUAAACCUUAAAACCUAACCUAUCCUAGUGAUAAAGUAAAUUACUUAUUCAAUUUAUAUUUUAAAUAUAUCUUAAGUGAAUUAGUCAAAUUAUUAUAUCAUGAAUUGAUUGUCCAUUCGCUAAUUUUUUGACAAUACUGCAGACGUAUAUAAGCUACGGUAAUUGCUUACCAUCAGGUGAGCCGUACGCUACUUGCCGACCUAGUUGUAUAAAAAAAUGAUCAAGGAAAUUAAAAACCUAGUUAAAAGGGGGAGGGGUUAAAGAUGUGUUAAUAUUGUAACCGUCAAUUACUAUUAUGCUUAGUAGUAACUCAGUUUGAUACUUGAAAAUAAUAAAAUGAUGUUAGUGUUAGUUUUAUGAUGCAGCUCUCUUAAAGAACCAGUAAAUUAUGUCAAAUGUAAAA
This is a messenger RNA of Melitaea cinxia (Glanville fritillary), 1694 nucleotides long. It is a transcript of the gene Coprox, whose product is annotated as oxygen-dependent coproporphyrinogen-III oxidase. Gene Ontology annotation, molecular function: coproporphyrinogen oxidase activity. The record is from RefSeq and is a predicted model, not a curated record. The transcript is spliced from 8 exons. Bases 98 to 1276 code for a protein of 392 amino acids. Gene Ontology annotation, cellular component: cytoplasm; mitochondrial intermembrane space. NCBI's taxonomy places the organism in Eukaryota, Metazoa, Arthropoda, Insecta, Lepidoptera, Nymphalidae.